AUGGGAAAGAUUGUAUUCUUUGAGGAGAAGAACUUCCAAGGUCGUAGUUAUGAGUGCAACAGCGACUGCCCAGACUUGCACUCCUACUUUAGCCGCUGUAACUCCAUCAGGGUGGAGAGCGGCUGCUGGGUGCUGUACGAGCGCCCCAACUACGGAGGCUACCAGUACGUGCUGACCUCUGGGGAGUACCCUGACCACCAGCAGUGGAUGGGCUUCAACGACAACAUCAGAUCCUGUCGCUCUAUUAAAAAUGUCUAUGGAAAUUCCUACAAGAUCAGGUUCUAUGACAGGCCAGAUUUAGCUGGCCAGAUGGCAGAGUGGAGCGAAGACUGCCCAUCGGUCCAUGAAGCCUUCAAGUUCUGUGAAUUCCACUCUGCUGUAGUGAUAGACGGUGCCUGGGUCUUCUAUGAGCUGCCCAACUACAAGGGGCAGCAGUACUUCCUGGAGCGCGGAGAGUACCGUAACUUCACAGACUGGGGCGCCACCUCCCCUGUCGUGGGCUCCUUCCGCAGGAUCACAGAGUUCUAG
This is a messenger RNA of Salvelinus fontinalis (brook trout), 528 nucleotides long. RefSeq names its product gamma-crystallin M2-like. Gene Ontology annotation, biological process: visual perception; lens development in camera-type eye. The record is from RefSeq and is a predicted model, not a curated record. The coding region runs from base 1 to 528 and encodes 175 amino acids. NCBI's taxonomy places the organism in Eukaryota, Metazoa, Chordata, Actinopteri, Salmoniformes, Salmonidae. The transcript has 3 exons. Gene Ontology annotation, molecular function: structural constituent of eye lens.